This is a messenger RNA of Ostertagia ostertagi, 318 nucleotides long. Lineage: Eukaryota; Metazoa; Nematoda; Chromadorea; Rhabditida; Trichostrongylidae. The record is from the annotation of a GenBank genome assembly.
AUGAUCCUGCCGUCGCUGACGCUCGGACUGAUCGAGUGGACGGUGCUGAUGCGCGUGCUGCGCUCCGACCUGCUGACCACGCUCAAGGAGGAUUUCAUCCUGCUGGCGCGCGCCAAGGGCCUGCCGCCGUGGCGGGUCCUGCUGCAGCAUGCGCUCAGGCCCUCGUCGUUCACGCUGAUCACCAUCCUCGGCCUCAACAUCGGCGGCCUGAUCGGCGGCGCCGUGAUCGUCGAGCAGAUCUUCGCCCUGCCCGGCGUCGGACGGCUGCUGCUGGGCGGCAUCUUCAACCGUGACCUGAUCCUCGUGCAGGGCACCGUG